UACCUCUAUUCGGCAUGUUCCCCCCGCUGUGUCUGGCAAUCCCCCGCCUUGGCGAGCACGCGGCUCCGGACUCUGUCUCGGGCUCCCGGUGAUCGGCUGAUCUCUCGGACUAACCGAUAGCGGGUGCAGCUAGCCGAGAGAGCCGAGAUAUCAGGCGGCAGACCGGCUCCGGGGCGCUGUGUCCCGGGUAACACUGGGCUGGAGAGCCGACAGGAUCUGAGCUCGGCGCUCUUUGUUUUCCCGGCAGGCACUGCGGUGGACAGCUAAAACUGACGCAACGUGGGCCGCCUCGGCGAUGGCUCUCAGUCCCAGCCUCAGUCUGCCUCCGCUCAAUAGGCAGGCCCAGGGUGCAGCGCGGUAACCGUAAUGGCGUCAUUUCACAGCGACCGGAAACCCAGUGAGAGGCUAGGCCGCGUGGUGACGUCAUAAGUGCGCGCACUCAGAGGCAACAGUAGCGGGCCAGAAGCCACAGUGUAUACAGCCUGGUGUUUGCAGUGAGGCUCGCAGAGGGUUCUGGGACAGGGCGGCAGUGAGGGCGAUCCCCAUCUGUGCUCAGUUACUGAUUAUUAACUCAGGGCCGGAUAGCGGACAACAUGCCCAAAGUUAAACGGAGUAAGAAAUCUCCACCGGACGGCUGGGAGCUGAUCGAGCCCACCCUGGAUGAGCUGGACCAGAAAAUGAGGGAAGGUGAGCAACAUGUUGCACACUGACUCCCACACACAGUAUUAUGGGACAUGUAGUCCACAACACCUGGAGUGCCGAAGGUGGUCUAUUCCUGCACCUAGAGUAUUGUUCAAUGGGAUUGUAGGAAUCAAAGUCCAAAUGGCGAAAUCUGAGGUUAAAAUUACUCAAAACUAUGAUAAUAGAGGAGUGGGUGAUUUUAAUUUUUUUUUAAUUUUUUUUUUAUACAUUUUAUUUUUUUUUCGUUCCAAAUCAGCUAUUUUUGCUCAGAGUCCCAUUUGGAUUUCAGUUCACUAGAACCAAGAGUUUAGUAAAUAAUUUAGCUCGGUAAUGUCUGAAUAGAAAUCUGAAUGGUUAAAGAUAGGCGAAUAUAUUGGAAAGCUUCUCUAAUUUUAACCCGGCCUUAUUUUUCUUCAAAACAUUGCAUUUAUGUUGCAUCACUUUCAAAUAUUUGUUUAUCUUGGCCUUACUAUGAAGUUACCUUUCAAAAAAAAUCUUUUUUUCUCAUUCAGCAAUUUUAUGUAAUAUUUUUUUUAUUCACAUGAGCAACAUUUGUUUAAAAACAAACAUUUGCAAUACUCAUUUACCAAAAUAAGUAUAGUUUAAAGGCACACGGUAGGCACCAAAAUAACUUUAGCUUAAUGAAGCAGUUUUGGUGUAUCGAUCAUGUCCCUGCAACCAUUUUUUUUUUUUUCUUUUCAUGCAGGCUGCGUCAGUCACAGCCAGUAGAGGUUCAGCUAGGGCUGCAUAAACUGAAGCAAACUUUAUUUUUCACUCCUAAAUGGCAGAGCACAAGAGCAGUGAGACUGCAGUGUCAUAAUCUAUACACUAAAACUGAUUUAAGCUAAAGCUGUUUUGAUGCCUUUCUUGUUGCUUUAAAUUUGUAUAAAUCAAACUCAGUGCUUAAAAUUACAAUACUUUGUAUAAUUUAGAAAUAAGAAUUAAAAUAGGAAAUUGUAUACACUAUAGUGUCAGGCAUACAAACAUGUAUUUCACUAUAGUUGUAAAAGUGCUGUAAUUGUCCCGCCCUCCUUGGCUGAGAUCAUUAAAUUUGAUCAGGUGACUAUAUCCAUAGUGUCCCUCUAAGUGGUCUGCUGGGAUAUCUCUCUCCCCCUCAAGUCAGUGGAUAGUAAAUACAGAUCUGCACACAUCAGUCAAGCAUUAGACCUGCUUUUCCCACAGAAAAUAGAUUCUUGAUUGGCAAAUGAGUUCAACAAAGAAUUUUUUAUUUAUUUUUUGCCUCAUUUUAUUUUAAACAUGGAUUCCUUGGUAUGUCUGCUGAAACACAACUUAGGCAGAGGUGCAAAACCAGUGAACCACUUAUGGACACUGCUCUACCUAUUUUGUGUAUUGAUAUUUAUUUGUGAUGAUAUGCUAUUGUUUUCCUCUUUUGGUUGCUUAGCUUUGUAUUAUUGAUUAUUUUCGCCAUCCCACUAUAACCAGUCAAGCAGUUUUACACUUAGCUGGGUCACUAGGUCCAAGCCUCAUUUCACAUCUACAUAAAGUGUAACUUCUUAUUUGGAUAGUAUUCGGUGGUUGAGAGAUUAUGCUCUCUUGCCCAUUAAAUUAUGACCAAACACAUUUGGAAGUAGGGUAUCUGAAGAAUAUGCUGGACCAGGAGUGCAUUGGGGACUCAGAUAGGAAUCAGAGUAUAUAGUUGUGGUUAUUACUUUUACAGUGGAACUUCGGAACUCUAAAUUAGUUCAGAUUUGUUAGAGAACCAAAUCAACAUUUCCCAUAAGAAUUAAUGUAAAUUUGAUUAAUCCGUUCCAGCCCCCUAAAAUUACAGCAUUUUAACACAAAUAUUAUAAUAUAAUAAUGCCUUGCGUGCAUAAAAAGCAAAGGAAAAGAAACACAAUGUAACUUCACUUUGGCGUAAGAAGAGAUAUUAUUGUAUGAAUGGGGAUACGUAACUGUUCUUAUGGCUUUUAAAAUGUGUCUAAUUGAACAUGUUUGUAGCAUGAUUUGUUGGGGUACCGAAGAUCGGUCGCGUACCAAGACAUUUUUUACUCAUAAUGUUUGUUCGACUUCCGAAUUGUUUGAGAAUGGGACUGUUAGAGUUCCGAGGUUCCACUGUAUUAAGGUUCUCUAUGGAGAAUUGCCCUUGCAGCUUCAGUAGUAAAGGCCAAUGAAUCAAAUUUUAGGAAAUAUCAAGAUGGCAAUUGACUUUCUCUGGUGUCAGAAACAAGUCUGAGAUUAGCAACUAGAUCUGUGUGGAGGUAUUAAAGGAACACUUUAGUUUUGGGAAUAGAGACCUGUAUUACUAACAAUAGUGUUCCUCUGUCUUCUUCCACCUCCACCCCCCUCCCCUUCCUCUUCAAACUAGCUUAGAAUUGUUUUGGGACAGCAUUGAAGGUCUCACUGAUCAUAACCACCACUCUGAUAAUGUGGAUAUGGUAAAAUUAAUCUGUUGUCUUUUGAAACUUAUAUCUCACUGCUAUGCAUUUUUUUUUUUUUUUGUCUCUGUUCUGUUACAGCUGAAACUGAACCUCACGAAGGAAAGCGUAAAGUGGAAUCAUUGUGGCCUAUUUUCCGAAUUCAUCAUCAGAAAACGCGCUACAUAUUUGACCUUUUCUACAAAAGGAAGGCCAUUAGCAGAGGUUUGUUUUCAUUCCCAAAUCCAAUCUUGCAUACAGUUUAAUAUCUGGAAUUCUUAAUAUAAAAUGUAGGAACUGUAGAGCAUUAACUCAAGCUUCAAAAUUAGAUUUUUGUUUUAGCAAACAGAAUACAAAUGCUACAAAAAUAGUUUUGGCUCAUUAAUUUUUGUAAUGAAAGCAGCAGUAUAACUGUUUGCUGAGAUGGGAUUCAGGUUUUAAUUUUUUAUUUAUUUAUUUAUUUUUUUUGUAGUUGGUAGCACAUUUCACCCAGAAAACAUGGUGGUGGUAACCUAAUGUUUAAAAAGUCGUGUAUUGCAAAAUCCAAAAAAUGUUUAACUAUUACCAUACCAUUAUAGUACUUUUUGCAAUCUAAUUUACUUGUGCAUAUUCUGUUACCCAGGACAAACACUUAUUCAGAAUAGCUUCUUUACACUUAAUAAAUAACCAAUUAAUCUUAAAAUAUUUAUUACUUCCAGAAAACACUGAUUGUAUUUUGUAAAUGGAAUAAAUGUUUGUGUUCCUGUAGUAGAUUUUUUUUUAAUUUUUUUUAUCAGCUUUGUAAUGGGAUAACUCAGCUGGAAAAUGCCCAAACGGCAGCUAAAUAAUGAACUUGGAGAACUUUUUUUUUAAAGGAACACUCCUUACUUUUAAUUUUACUGGAGGUAAUGGAUGUUGUUCUCUUAUGGUAUUAAACGGUAUUAGAACAGUUUAACCCAAAAGUGCUUUACAGCUCCUGUCCUGCUGGACCCUCUGCCUCAUGCUGCAGAAGCAUCAGUGGGACAUCCGUGAUGGGCUGAGAACAUUGUGUAAGAUUCCAACUCAGGCGCUUCAACAACUUAAUUCAAAUUAAGUAGUUCUGGUGACCAGAUUGAUCCUCUUUUAAAGCGGCUGCUUUAUAAUUAUGGUUGCUGUUUGCUAUAAAGAAUUGUUAAUCAGUGGUGUGUGGGUUUUUUUUUUUUCCUCAGAAUUGUAUGAUUACUGUAUCAGAGAAGGAUAUGCUGAUAAAAACCUAAUUGCAAAGUGGAAGAAACAAGGAUAUGAAAACUUGUGCUGCUUGCGUUGUAUACAGACACGAGACACCAACUUUGGAACAAACUGUAUUUGCCGGGUGCCGAAGAGCAAGCUGGAAGUGGUAAAUAUUAAACAUUGUUUUUAUUUAACUGUUUAACUUAUUGAACGAUUGGAAUCUGUUUGAGGGUUUGUUCUAUUUUUUUUUUCCCUUUUGGUUCUCACAAAGCUUUUUAUCUUGAACAAAAUAAAAAAUGAAUCUGUAAGCUAUUGCAAGGUCAGUUAUGUAAUAAGCCAUUUUAGGAUUUUUUUUUUUUUUUUUUUUUUUAAAUCAGAUGAACAUACUUAGCAGUUGUUAUAGAUCAUAGCCACCUGUUAACUGCAACUGUCUAUGCAGACUGUGGCUGCAGCGACUGCAUGAGGGGCUCCCUUGCACUCCAGAGAUGUGAUAUAACUUCCUGCUGGUUGUGAAUGACAGGAUUAUUCACAAAAGUGAGAUUUUCAAAGUAAAUUUUUCAAAUUUAAGGUCAAACUAGCCUAACUUAAAAAUGAUCUAUGUCAACAAUGCUUUCGUUUUGGCUACCCUAGUUUAAGUAAAGUGUCUCUAUUGCCCUUUGUGCUCCCCCGUAUAGUAUCCUUUUGAAAUUCACUAAGUAACCGUGUUGGCGAGCCCUAAAGAUGGCCUGCUGUAUGGCUAUUAUGCAGAGCUUGCUUGAUUUCUAUAACUUUAGGAUCACAGCUUUGCCUUUAAUAUUGGUCUGUCUCUUCCUCAAAAUGUGUAGUGUUGCAUUUGUUGAUUUUUUUUAAAUGCUGUAAUACAAAUGUUUGGCAAUUAGGUGCAUUUAUAAGAAACACUUACUUUAGUUGAGGCUUGUAGUUCAUGUAGGUGUUCACGAAAGUACACUUUGAGGUUUUUUUUUUUAACUUUUUUUUUUUUUUUGCAGGGGAGGAUUAUUGAAUGCACACACUGUGGCUGUAGAGGGUGCUCUGGAUAAAAACUUAACACUGAAGAGGGGCUGCAUGGUUUUCCGACGAUAAAUCUGUUCUAUUUCUUUUCUUAAUGUAUAUCUGUAUUGUGUGUAAUAAAUAUUGCUUUUAUUGCUCGUCUGCUGUAUUGAUGUUGAAUUUUAUGCUGUUGGCAAAACUAGAAUAUAUAUUGUCUUUCUAAUUUUCGAUUUUCAGAAAUUUAAAAUAACUUCAGGCAAUUAUCAAAAAUUUGUUUUAUUAAUCCAUGUCGGAUGGUAGAUGCUCCUUAAGCUUACGUUUGGUCUUGUAUUUUUCCCACGGAUGUGGUGUUUCUUCUGCUGCCAUCCAUCCUAACCAGCGAUUAUAAUAGCCACGGAAACCGUCAAUCUUCUCCAGGAAUACAUUCUUACCCUGAUACUAGGAUUUAGAAAGGAAUAAGUAAAUAUAAUUGUUGAGGAAUAUCUUAACUGGUACACAGUUGUUUUAGAACAGUCUGCUGCAUGCCUAUGAUCAAGUGUUUAAGAGUAAACCCCUGCACC
This is a messenger RNA of Pelobates cultripes (western spadefoot toad), 5791 nucleotides long. Lineage: Eukaryota; Metazoa; Chordata; Amphibia; Anura; Pelobatidae. The record is from the annotation of a GenBank genome assembly.